AGUUCGACACGACGCGAGGGAAGUGAUAUACUUAUCGUCGUAUCCAUCUUCGAAUACGGAACGUAAACAAUGCGUUCAAGAAAAAUUUGAUAUAAACAUUAACCAAUUUAAUAGAAAACUUAACUUCAUGUGAACAAUAGUGUAAUUAUUGAAUUUUAUCUUUUUUCUAAGUUUUUGUCAUCGACAGGUUUUCCGUUCAGUGACCCGACCGGCGUUUUCAGUUUACAAAGGUGUUGCAGUCAUCAUAAUUUCAAAGAACAUUUCUUUUAUCACAUUGACACGUUUCAACUCGAGUUUCAUUCAAAAAGAAAAUAUCGUUUGUGUUUUCACACCACGUGUAACAAUGGCGUUCUGUUUGGAAUACACCACAAAGUUUUUUAUAUUAGUGACUGUGAUAGUUCAACUCAAUUUAUUUAAUGUGGCUUACGCGGAUUUUGAAAACAGCUGGACGAUGUAUAUGGAGCAGCCCUGUUGUUCCGGUACGGGACCGCAUCAUGUUCGACAUCACAGAGACCAUAUUCGAGAAUUUACCUGUGGCAUGAACUACUACCGCACUUUUCAUCUAGACAGUAAAGGUGAAACACUCUAUGUUGGAGCCAUGGACCGCGUCUACCGACUGAACUUGAGCAAUAUCAACCAAUCAAGCUGCGAGAGAGAUGCUCUCAAUUUGGAACCUACCAAUGUGGCUAGUUGUGUAUCUAAAGGAAAAUCAGAGCAUUUUGAUUGUCGAAAUCACAUAAGAGUUAUACAAUCAAUGGGAGAUGGAAGUAGGCUGUACGUUUGUGGAACUAAUGCUCAUAAUCCCAAAGAUUGGGUUAUCAAUGCAAAUUUGACUCAUCUUCCUCGGAAUACGUUCGUGCCUGGUAUAGGUAUGGGUAUCGCGAAGUGUCCUUACGACCCCGCUGACAAUUCCACCGCAGUAUGGGUUGAAAAGGGUAAUCCUGGAGAUUUAGCUGGAUUGUAUUCUGGAACUAAUGCAGAAUUCACAAAGGCUGACACUGUCAUUUUUAGAACAGACUUACAUAAUUUAACAACGGGAAGAAAAGAAUACAGUUUUAAGAGGACACUGAAAUAUGAUUCUAAAUGGCUGGACAAACCGAACUUCGUAGGAUCUUUCGAUAUCGGAGAAUAUGUUUUAUUCUUCUUCAGAGAAACCGCCGUGGAAUACAUCAAUUGCGGCAAAAGCGUUUACUCUAGGGUCGCUAGAGUCUGCAAAAAGGAUACAGGAGGAAAGAAUAUCUUAUCGCAGAACUGGGCCACUUAUCUCAAAGCUAGACUUAACUGUUCUAUUCCAGGAGAAUUUCCGUUUUAUUUCAACGAAAUCCAGAGUAUCUACAAAGUUCCUGGCGAUAACAAUAGAUUUUAUGGCACCUUUACUACAUCAACAAAUGGACUAAUGGGUUCUGCCAUUUGUUCAUUUAGCCUUUCGGAUAUCCAAGCGGCUUUUAAUGGCAAAUUCAAAGAACAGGCUACAUCUUCUUCUGCAUGGUUACCUGUUUUAUCCGGUAGAGUUCCCGAACCACGACCAGGAGUUUGUGUGAAUGAUACGGAAACUCUUCCAGACACUGUAUUGAAUUUCAUCCGCAGUCACCCACUAAUGGAUUCUGCAGUUAUGCAUGAGAACGAAAAACCUGUAUUCUUCAAAAGGGAUAUUUUCUUCACGAGAUUGGUCGUUGACAAGAUUAAGGUAGAUAUUGGAGGUGCUGUUUUGGACUAUACCGUUUAUUACGCUGGAACAAAUGAUGGUAGGGUACACAAAAUCGUGGAAUGGACCAGAGACCAGGAUUCUUCGUCGAUUCUUCUAGACGUUUUCGACGUAACUCCUGGAGAGCCAAUUCAAGUAAUGGAAUUAUCAAAAUCACACAAAGCUCUCUAUGUAGCAUCCGAUUUUAGAGUUAAGCAAGUCGAUUUGGUGAUGUGUAACAGAAGAUACGAUAAUUGCUUAAGAUGUGUACAUGAUCCAUACUGUGGAUGGGAUAAGGAUUUAAAUGUUUGUAAACCGUAUUCUCCGGGUCUGUUGCAAGAUGUAUCUAACAGCACCCAUGAUGUUUGCGAUAGUAGUGUAGUGAAGAAGAAAAUGGUGGUUACUUGGGGACAAAGCCUCCACUUGGGCUGCUUCCUCAAAAUGCCAGCAGUUCUUUCUUCUCAAACUAUAACUUGGUAUCAUUAUUCCAAAGAAAAAGGACGUUACAAGAUCCAAUAUCGACCUGACAAAUACGUUGAAACCUCUGAACAUGGCUUAGUAAUAAUUGCAGUUACUGAAUCUGACGCUGGAAGGUACGACUGCUGGAUGGGUGCCUCAUUGUUAUGUUCAUUUAAUGUGACUGUUGAUGCUCAUCGGUGUUCACCGCCUGCCAAAAGUAAUGAUUAUCAAAAGAUCUAUUCAGAUUGGUGUCAUGAGUUUGAAAAAUAUAAGUCUGCCAUGAAAACAUGGGAAAAGAAACAAGCGCAAUGUUCAACACGUCAAAACGCUAGCAACCAGAACAGCCAUCCAAACGAAAUCUACCGACCGUUGGUGUGAUAGCUCAUCGAACGCGGGCCAUUGGCACUUACAUAUUUAGGUAUUCCUCUUUAUUGGACUCUCGUUUUAUUCGUGUAAAUAUUUCACUUCUUUCGAGAGACAAAACUACGGCCGAUUGUAUAUUCAAAGCAAUCGGCGGAAGUGCCCUCUUUUUGUGAUUGAUGGAAGACAUCUUAACCGUUUUCUCCCGAUAGUGCUUGAAUUUUUAUGCUUUUUGUCUUAUUUUAAUAUAUAUGUAUGACUCGCCGUAACCGAUUUACAGUGUGUUUAAGUCGUUUCUCAAAUACAUUAUUUAUAUUUGUUCAAAGGGCUUAAAAAUUUAUAAAAAUAAAUUAUGAUAUAUAAAAACACUAUGGGGAUUUACUGUUGGCAUGUUUCAUUCCAAAUUUUAAACUUCUAACAUAUUAUUUAUUUUCGAUAAUAAUUAUUGUAUUCCCUAACGAAGACUUCCAUAAAUGUUGAAACUAAGUAGAUAGAUAAAUAAUAUCAGUUGAAUUUCUAUAGAUGUUUGCAAUAUAAGGUUCUUUAUGUACAGAGAUUGAUUUUAGUCAGGUUCAUGUUCUUCCAAUUUCUACAUUUAUAUUCAAUUUAAUACUUCAUUGGAAAUGAAGCGCGUGUCUUUUAGUUUAUGGUGAUGAAGAAAAUUUGUGUAAAUAUCAAAAUAUGUCGGGCAUAGUAAUAUUAAUUUGAAGCUUGCAUUGUCUUAUCUUUCCUUAUUUUUCUAUAUUAUCUAAUAUCCUCCUUCCAGAUUUUCUUGUAAAUUUGAUUUUCUUUUUAUUACAAAUAACUAAAUUUGUCUACUAAUUAUAUAUCCCAGUACUUUGGGUUAUUUUUGAAAUAUUGGAUUUGUUUUAUUAUCAAUUUUAUACAAACUUGAUCUUUAUCGCUGUAGAGAAAAAAUUUGAGUCUUAUUUUUGAAAUAGGUAGAAAAGUGUAAUUAUAAUAUAGACUCAUUUAAAUGAAAAUGUCAUUAAAAUAUGUACCUACAUAAAUGAGACAACGCCUGUGAUUCGCCAUGUAAAACUGAACUAAUGAAAUCACAUUUUCUUAUUAUUUCUAUCAACUUAAGGAAUUAGAAGAAUGUGAACCAGUCUUAAAAUUAUAAAUAGUUAAUCACAGUAUUAUUUUUUACAAUUUUAACAUCAUUAAUUAUUUGGGGAAUAUAUCAGUUUGAAUACCAUCAUAUCGCACAAUAGAAUAUGUUUCUCUUACUAGCCCUUUUACCAACAAAUAUAAUUUUGAAAUUUGAUUAAAUAUUUAUACAGUGUGCUGUGACUAAUGCAUAAACGGUGAAAACGGUUGUUUGGAAUCUUGUUAUUUAUAAGUAAUAAUUAAAUUGUUUUCAAAAUAUUUUCUAGUACAUUUUAUUUAGAUCAAUUUUAUCACCAAUCCAGUGAAAUAACGUACUUGCCACUUUUUAGAAGUUAUCUUAAGAUAAGUUUUCGAUUUUUAAUGUCUAAUUCAGGCUCUAUGGAAGAAAUGUUAAAAUAUGGAAAUAUAUAAAUCAAUACAAAAUUGGAUGCUUUUGAUUUUGUUACUUUCUCAGAUUCGUAUGCUCCCAGUCUAUACCAUAGAAGUUGCAGAACACUGUAUAUGUGGAAAUUUACUUCUGAGAAACGACAUUAAUUUGAUAUGAUUUUAAUAAAAAAUUCAUCUUUGUACUGGACAUGUCUUGAAACAUAGCAUUAUUUAAAUGAAUUUUAAUAACGCCCAUAUGGAUAUUUUAGUCGAUGUGUAAUGAUGAAAAAAUAGUAAUUUUACACAUUUAUAAUGGCCAAUAUUUCUAUAUCGAUAAGUAUAUUCAUUUUGGCCUUAGAAAUUAUUUCAUCAAGAUUUCAUUCAGUCCGCUAACAAUAUCAAUUAUUAAAUUUAGUUUAAUAACUAAGAGCAUUUAUUGUCAAUUUUCCUAUUCAUGAACAUCAGAACAUUAUCACAAAUAAAAAAUGUGUAAAAUAAGUAAAAAAUCAUAUGUCAACUAAAAAAAAAAAA
This is a messenger RNA of Diorhabda sublineata, 4510 nucleotides long. RefSeq names its product semaphorin-2A. The coding region runs from base 344 to 2521 and encodes 725 amino acids. The record is from RefSeq and is a predicted model, not a curated record. Gene Ontology annotation, molecular function: chemorepellent activity; semaphorin receptor binding. Gene Ontology annotation, biological process: neural crest cell migration; axon guidance; positive regulation of cell migration. The transcript is spliced from 13 exons. Lineage: Eukaryota; Metazoa; Arthropoda; Insecta; Coleoptera; Chrysomelidae.